AUGCCAAAUCACUUAUUCAGAACACACCCAAGAACUUAUGGAAAAGAUUCCAGAGGUAAUUCGCAUCUUAAUUUGUUAGAGUGCAGAGUAUGUGGUGCUAGAUAAGGUUUGAUCAGAAAAUAUGGUAUGAAUGUCUGCAGAAGAUGUUUUAGAGAAAAUUAUGAAUUGAUUGGUUUCCAUAAGGUAAAUAUUUAAACAUAAUUCAGUACAAUUGA
Molecule: messenger RNA, 215 nt
Organism: Paramecium octaurelia
Lineage: Eukaryota; Ciliophora; Oligohymenophorea; Peniculida; Parameciidae
Source: the annotation of a GenBank genome assembly